Penicillium vulpinum is the source of this 780-nucleotide messenger RNA. RefSeq names its product DNA repair protein RAD50. The transcript is spliced from 3 exons. The annotation marks the transcript as partial. Gene Ontology annotation, biological process: transmembrane transport. Lineage: Eukaryota; Fungi; Ascomycota; Eurotiomycetes; Eurotiales; Aspergillaceae. The record is from RefSeq and is a predicted model, not a curated record. Gene Ontology annotation, molecular function: transmembrane transporter activity.
GCCGCGGCCCUUCAACCUUCCAUUGUUGGGACCUUCAAAACCGAGAGUGAUCUUUCCUGGAUUGGAGUAAGUUUCAUGUUGGGAGAUACCGCUAUUUUGCCACUUGGAAAGGCUUUCGGCAGAUUCAACAUAAAAUGGCUAUUUCUCUGGUGCCUGUUGAUUUUUGAAAUCGGGAGUGCGGUCUGUGCUGCGGCGCCAACAAUGAACGCGCUUAUUGUUGGUCGCGUUAUUGCCGGCGUUGGAGGAUGCGGCGUCUACGUGGGCGGAAUUACUUUCGUUGCAUUGCUUACGACAGAUCACGAGCUUCCACUCUAUCUGGCUGGAAUCUAUUGUGUCUGGGGUAUCGGUUGCGUUCUUGGUCCUAUCAUUGGAGGCGCCUUUGCUCAGAGCAGUGCCACCUGGCGCUGGGGCUUCUACAUCAAUCUCCCCAUCGCUGCACUGUUCGCACCCGCCUAUUUUCUCUGCCUACCGGUCAUCAGGCCACAGCCGAACAAGCCCUUCUUAGAGAGACUCCGUUCAUUAGAUUGGAUUGCUACUAUCGUGUUCCUCACUGGGGCCACCUGUCUGAUCACUAUUGAUUCGGAUACCUCUCCAGCACAUAUCUAUGGAUACACCUUUCUUAUUGGUGUUGGAGUCGGCUGCUUCCAGAGCGCCGGUGUUGCUUUCGCGUCAGCAAUUGCUUCACCGAUUGAAGUGAAUAAUGCUGUGAGUCUCAUGACUAUUGGUAAGUGGCAUAUCCUGUUCGAGCAUAGCCUUCCUUUAAUUAAUGGUUUCGGGUAA